AUGAUCCCCCUCAUCUGUCUGUCCUUGCUUUCCUCCUUCCCACUCCAUACUCAACACCCUUCUUUCAUUCAUCUACCUCCACAUACCAAUUUGCUUCUUCUCCUCCUCCUUCUUCCCAAAACUUUCUUCCCUGCCUCCUUCCACUUUCAUUAUAACCGUUGGCUUGAAGAAGAGCUACAAGGAUUUUUCUUAAUCAUAUUAGAUAAUAGACAGACAAAAUUUACCACUGCUCUCGAAUUUCAAAAACAGUUCUUUACCUUGUUUGUCUGUCUGUCUGUCUGUCUGUGUCCUUUCUUCAAGAGUCCUUUUCUUAAUAUCAUGACUUCCUUUACUUAUUUUUUUUUGGCUGUCUUCUUUCUUGUUGAGUGUCAACCUUUGCCCAUCUCUUUCUGUUGCUGUCUAAUUUCAAAAUCAGGUCUUUACCUUGUUUGUCUGUCUGUUCUUUCUUCAAGAAUCCUUUCAUUGAUAUCAUUAAAUCCUUCCUUCCUUUCUUCUCUUUUAAUUUGUCGGAUUUCCAUUAUCUUAUCUUAG
Molecule: messenger RNA, 531 nt
Organism: Acanthosepion pharaonis
Lineage: Eukaryota; Metazoa; Mollusca; Cephalopoda; Sepiida; Sepiidae
Source: the annotation of a GenBank genome assembly